This is a messenger RNA of Closterium sp. Yama58-4, 3132 nucleotides long. The record is from the annotation of a GenBank genome assembly. Lineage: Eukaryota; Viridiplantae; Streptophyta; Zygnematophyceae; Desmidiales; Closteriaceae.
AUGGAGCGAGACAGACGUCUUCCCGAUCACGGCAUCCCACCAGAGCCUCCAACGGUCGACUCCACCCCCGCCUUACCCUCCCCAAGGGUCGACGCUGGGACGGUUCCUGGCUCCUUCGCAUCAACGGAGCGCGCCCCCAGCACUUCCGGGAUUCUCGACCGCGCAUCCGGUUCCUCGGGAGGAGUGGUCGAGCGCACCGGCAGCACUUCCCUUUACACUCCCAGAUGGGCACGCGGGGCAGCGGGAGCGCCCGUACCCCCUUCCGCCAUGGCCUCCGCGGCUGCCGCCGCAACAGCCGCCGCGUCAGCCUCCGCGUCUGCCGCCGCCGCAGCCGCCGCGGCUGCAGCCGUGCCUGGUUCGGACCCAACCACUCCUAGCGGCCCGCUGACGGCUCCGUUAGACGUCAGUUUCACGUCGACGAACCCCCCGACUCCGUUAGGGUUUCAGCAAGGCUUCCCAGUUUUUCAGCCGCGGGAUCCGGAGCGCGACAGGCGGAAUCUGUCAAUGGAGAUGCCGGAGCCCCCCCCUCGGCGGAGAACCCGCCCCGUCUCUUCCGCCAUCUACCCCCGCCCCCAUCCCGCCGUUUCCCCCGGAGAUGGCGCAGCGCACCGCGUAAUGGGCAGCGACUUGAGCGGAGACGCGCGGCUGUGGUCCCCGUCGCAGCACCUCCAGCGCGGGCGCAUGCCGGAAGCCGCCUUCCCCAGUUACCGCCCGGGCGACAGCGGGAUUCUCCGCGGCGGGAGGAGGCCCGGCGGGCCGAUGUCCGGGCAGUUUCCCGGCCCGGGCAUGGGAAAGUCAGGCAUGAUUGGCCAGUCGGGGCUGAUCGGGCAGUCGGGAAUGUUUCCGCCACCGUCGGCGAUCCCCCAGUCGGGGUCGUGGGGGGGGACUGCCCCGAACACGCCGAGCAUACCGAAAUCGAACAUAGUGCAGAAAUCCAUGAUCAUGUGCAUGGAUCCGACGUCGUCGAAAGACGGGCGCGGAGGGGGGAGGCGGGGGAGCGACGGGGGCGGGGACGGCGGAGGGGACGGGGGAGAAGGCCGCGGAGGAAUAGACGAUUUUGAGUAUGAUUUCGACGAGUUUGAUUUUGAGGAUGACGAGGAGUAUGACGAGGAGACGGGCGGGAAGCGAACAAUCAUUCGUUGCUGCGGCCUGCCAUGCUUUGUCUUCACCAGCCGGGGCAAGCGCCGGUCGCCCAUGCUCGGGUUCUUCCGGUUCGUGGAGGGGCUGGUGCAACCCGUGGGCAUUCUCAACCCGCACUCGAGGUUCGUGGCGCAGUGGAACAAGUGGUUCAUGGUGACGUGCAUCUUUGGCUUCUGUAUCGACCCCUGGUUCCUCUUCACGCUCCUCACCAUGUUCUCGCCCUCCAAGGUCACCCUGUGUUUGGACAUCAACUACCCGGCUGCCAUCACUCUCACUGUCAUGCGUUCAAUCGUGGAUCUCAUGUAUCUAAUCAACAUAUUCGUACAGUUCCGUAUGGCAUACUUUGUCCCGGCGCCCAGCAACCGCUCCUAUCGAUGGAAAUGCCUGCGCUGGUGGUAUGCCGAUCCCUCUGAGCUGGAACCAGGUGACAUGGAGACAGACACGAGGGUCAUCGCCACCCGAUACCUCAAAUCGUGGUUCCUCGUUGACCUUAUGUCGACGUUCCCCAUCCCUCAGAUCUUUAUUCUAGGCAUAGUCCCAGCGCUGGGCAAGAGCGUCGCCACAGCAGCCAACACAUGGAUCGCCGUGCUCACCCUCCUCUGCCUCUGCAUCCAGAACAUCCCCCGUGCUGCCCGCUUCUUCCCCCUGCUGGCGGGCACGGCGUCGCACGUGGCGGGCUUUGUGUUUGAGACGGCGUGGGCUAAUUUCCUGCUCAACCUCGUGUUUUAUCUCAUGGCGUCUAACUUCGUGGGAGGGGUGUGGUACAUCCUUGCAAUCGACCGUUUCAGCGAGUGCUUGCAAAACGUCUGUACCAACACCAAAGGCUGCAACCCCUCCUACCUCUACUGCGGCAACACCAACGCCCCAGUCACCACCGUCACCGCUGCGGACCUCUUUUCACCGCAGUACACCGGGAAGAACGUCACCACAUGCCUGUACACCCCUGGGGAUGACGGCAAAACGGACUCCCCCAUCCCGUAUGGGGUGUUUGAGAAUGCCAUCCCGCUCACCUCAAGCCCAGAUGUGGUCUCAAACUACCUCUACUCCUUCUUCUGGGGCCUGCAGCAAGUGAGCACGCUGUGUGGUAACCUGGUGCCAUCACGGUGGGAUGUGGAGGUGCUAUUCGUCAUCGUCGUCACCAUCAUCGGUCUGCUGCUGCUGGCGCUCCUCAUUGGCAACAUCUCCAACUACCUUCAGUCGCUCAACAGAAGGUCCUUUGAGUACCAGUUGCAGCGACAUGACAUUGACUCCUGGAUGCAGCGCAGGAACCUUCCCGUCGACCUCCAGAAGCAGGUGCAGGCGCAGCUGCGGUUGCAGUGGGCGGCGACUAGAGGCGUGGACGAGGCAGAGCUGCUGGACAGUUUUUCCGACUCCAUUCAGAUUGACCUCCGCCGCUCGCUGUGCUUGGAGUUACUACAAUGCUCCAAGCUGUUCUGCGCCAUGGAACCCCCCGUCCUCGACGCCUUCUGCGCGCGCCUGCAGCAGCAGAUCUACACAGCGGGUUCGAUGAUCAUCAGGGAGGGCUACCCCGUCUCGCGCAUCUUCUUCGUCCUCCGCGGGGAGCUCGAGAGCUUCUCAACCUUCGGCGGGCACACGGGGAUGGUGGAUACUGUGGUGCUGGGCAAGGGGGACUUUCUGGGGGAGGAGCUGCUGGUGGAGUGUCUAGAGAGGCUCGCCGCUGCCAGUGGAAAGGGCUCGGGGCGGUCGUUGACUCUCAGGUCAAGAUCCCUCUCGGCCUCGGCAUCGCUCACCAGCUCUGCCAAUCUAUCCCAGCCAUCAGUGGACGUCUUACCAACAGCGCAGCGGUCGGUGCGCUGCCUGGGGCCCGUCGAGGGGUACUCGCUGGAGGCUGCUGACGUGGCGUCUGUGUGCAAGCAGUUUGCACGCAUGCUCUCCACCAACCAUAUACAGCGCGCCCUCAACGAAAUAUGCCACAACAGACGAACUCACGCUGCCCGCACAAUCCAAUUGGCAUUCCGCCGCGGUGCUUAA